ACAACGCCCACCAGGAGUGGGGGCGUUGUUGGGCUGGGGUAUGGGGCAGGAGGCACCCUUCGGAAUCUCUCCUCUCCGCCCUAACGCCAGGUUAAAAUAUUCAGCACCACGUGUCAUUUACAAACCUGCCGGCGACUGACCCCAGAGCUAGAGACCUCACUCGCGGGGAGCCAGCAUGUCAAGCCGAGGCUGGGGCAGGAAACUCUCCGACUUUGGACAGGAAACUAGCUAUAUUGAAGACAACUCUAAUCAAAAUGAUGCCAUAUCCCUGAUCUUCUCGCUCAAGGAAGAAGUUGGUGCACUGGCCAAAGUCUUGCGCUUAUUUGAGGAGAAUGAUAUAAAUCUGACCCACAUCGAAUCCAGACCUUCACGUUUAAAAAAAGAUGAGUAUGAGUUUUUCACUUUUCUGGAUGAACAUAGCAUUCCUGCUCUGGCAAACAUCAUCAAGAUCUUGAGGCAUGACAUUGGCGCCACCGUCCAUGAGCUUUCCCGAGACAAGAAGAAAGACACAGUGCCCUGGUUCCCCAGAACCAUUCAAGAACUCGACAGGUUUGCCAAUCAGAUUCUCAGCUAUGGAGCAGAACUGGAUGCAGAUCACCCUGGUUUUAAAGAUCCUGUGUACCGAGCAAGGCGAAAACAGUUUGCUGACAUUGCCUACAACUACCGACAUGGGCAGCCCAUCCCUCAAGUGGAGUAUACAGAGGAAGAGAAGAAAACAUGGGGGACCGUGUUCAGGACCCUGAAGUCCUUAUAUAAAACCCAUGCUUGCUAUGAGCACAAUCACAUUUUCCCGCUUCUGGAAAAGUACUGUGGCUUCUGUGAAGAUAGCAUUCCCCAGCUGGAGACUGUUUCUCAAUUUCUACAAAGUUGUACUGGUUUCCGCCUCCGACCUGUGGCUGGCCUGCUCUCCUCUCGGGAUUUCUUGGGGGGCCUGGCCUUCCGAGUCUUCCACUGCACGCAGUACAUCAGACAUGGAUCCAAGCCCAUGUAUACACCUGAACCUGAUAUCUGCCAUGAGCUCUUGGGACAUGUGCCCUUGUUUUCAGACCGCAGCUUUGCCCAGUUUUCCCAGGAAAUCGGCCUGGCUUCUCUGGGUGCACCUGAUGAGUACAUUGAGAAACUUGCCACGAUUUACUGGUUUACCAUCGAGUUUGGUCUCUGCAAACAAGGAGACUCCAUAAAAGCAUAUGGCGCUGGGCUCCUGUCAUCCUUUGGUGAAUUACAGUACUGCUUAUCCGACAAGCCAAAGCUCCUUCCCCUGGAACUGGAGAAGACAGCGGUCCAGGAGUACACUGUCACAGAGUUCCAGCCCCUGUAUUACGUGGCUGAGAGCUUUAAUGAUGCCAAGGAGAAAGUGAGGAACUUUGCUGCCAGUAUCCCACGGCCCUUCUCAGUUCGCUAUGACCCGUAUACACAAAGGAUUGAGGUCUUGGAAAGUACACAGCAGCUUAAGAUUUUGGCUGACUCCAUCAACAGUGAAGUUGGAAUCCUUUGCAGUGCCCUCCAGAAAAUAAAGUGAAGCCAUUGGCAGUACCUAGUCUGUCAGCUGACAAAUCUGUUGAUGGAAAUCCACUACUUCUUUCAUUUCAUUUGAAAAUAUCUGAAAAGACAAACUUUAAUCUAAAAUGACAGGCGUAAAUCCUUUUUGAAAUAAGAUGGAGGAUAAACAAAUCAAAAUAAUCUGAAAUAACUACACACUACUACAUACACGAAAAUGUAAUGGUGUAUCUUUUGGGAUCAUCUUUGAUAGAAAGAUAAUAAUUUCAUGCAUUCAAUUGGGUUAAAAUCAAUAAUCUGUCACUUUGGUCAAAAUUAAUUAAAAUUUUGGACCUGCUUCACUCAAGCUUCACAUAUAGGUUUGUUGUUUGCUAUAGAGAACCCUAAAGGAGAAUACAUGGUUAAAUGUAAAACACAAGGCUGUCAUUAGAAUUUAGUUUUCAAAUUUAAUAUAAAUAUUAACUGACAAAAUUCAUUUUCUAUUUGGGUUAACUAUGAUUCCAAUUACUGCUUUGUUAUUUUGCUUGCAUAGACUUCCUUUAAUUCAGGAGUCCAUUAAAAUAGUUACAAACAUUAAAUUCUAUAGUAUUAUAUGCAAAAUCUUCCUGUAAGUUUUAUUGUAAUUAUAAAUAGUGCUGUGGAAAGUAAUGAAAGCCCCUACCUGACCCACGCAACCUCUGGUAUCAUUUUCCAAUGAAUUCUCAAGUUGUUUUGAAGUCCUUUAUGAUGCAAAAGAUGUUGUAAUUCGGGGACUCGCUGGUAGCCAUACAGUAAAUAUUUAUUUAAUGGAUAAGUGACUACAUUAUUGAAUAACAAAUCCACAGCAAAAGUGAGAAUUUUAAUUAUAUUAAACAUCUUAAAUGGUUACAAAAUUUAUCAAUUUCAAAUAUUCCUUGAAAUAAAAUAUGAUUUUGGAGUGUGUCUUCUCAUUGUCAUAGAAAUACAUUAGCUGGAUAAUCUUGUGACCUAAAAGAAAGAUCAGAGGCUCAAAUUUCCAGCCCAUUGUAGGGGUUCAUUGUGAUUAUCAAAGUCGUGUCUGCACUUGACUUUGACUCUUGUGGUUGUGCAUUUUACAUGAAUCUAUGAAUAUAUGAGAGUUGGAUAUGAGAAGAUUAAAAUAGUCUUUAAAGGCAUGUUUUCAAAUCCUCCCACCGCUUUAACAUUUUUAUUUAAAAAAAAACAAAGCCUUAAAGGUUUUGCAUGGUAUUUCUUCAACUGUAGUUCUCAGACCAGCUGUUAUCAUCAUCAACAGGAAAUUGAAUAAAAAGCAGAUUCUACCUGUUAGCAUCUCUGGGAAUGGGGCCCAGAAACCUGCAUUUUUAGGUAUCUAGGUGAUUUUUUUAUACACAGCCAAAACUACUGGCACAUUAAAUUUGAGAAACUCUGACUUCUGGUGGUCAGUUACAUCACUUACCAACUGCAUCACCUUGGAGAAGUCACUUCCUUUCCUUGAAUCUCAUUUUUACUUUGUAACAAUAAGGGUGUCAGGCUGGAUAUGGUGGGUCAGAGUUAUGCCCCCCAGAAAAACAUGUUCUUAAUCCUAUCCGUUCCUGUGGGUGUGAACCCAUUGUAAGUAGGACCUUUUGAUGAGUUUACUUCAGUUAACGUGUGGCCCAAAUGAAUCAGGAUGGCUCUUGAUCCUAACACUGGGGACCUAAUAGAGAAGGUCAUGAAGAGAGAAGCCACAGGAAAACAGCCAGAAGUUGAAAGUCAACAGAACCUGGAAGAGAAAGAAGAUGCUGCCAUGGGCAUUGUCAUGUGACAGAAAUGCCAAGGAGCCCCAAGGCUUGCAGGCCAGAAGACACUGACUCCAGGAGGAAGCAAGCCUUCUAGCCUCUGAAACCAUGAGCCAGCAAAUUCCUGUUGUUAAAUCAACCUGUUGUAUGGUAUUUGUUUUAGCAACUGGGAAAAUAAAACACUGCAUAAAUCAAGUUCCCUUCCAGCCCUAAGAUAUGCUUCAAAUGCUUAUAUGUGUCUUUAAACUUCUGUUCCUGAUGAGCUAAUGUGGUGUAAUAAUAAUAUUUGACUAAGCAUGUCAGCCAGGAGAAAAGAGCAAUUUGUUCUGAAUGAGUUUCUUUUGUUGUUCUGAAGUUGGGAUUUUGUUGCCUGUGUUGUCUGUUUUCUUAUGUCUUUGUAGAACCUAAUGACAGACACUGAUGUUCACUAGAAGAGGAAAUGGAUGGUUUCUCUGAUAUUCCCCUAGACCAUAAACAUUUCUGCAAAGGGGCUAUUUUGAUAAAUGUUUCUUUACUUCACAUUAAUUAGAAAAUCUAUUGGCUUUGGAACUUAAAUAUUACAGUAUUUUAGACUGAAUAUUUCAUUGCAUAGUGAAUUUUGCUCCUUCUGAAAAUGUAUUAAUGUGUUGUAAGUUAAGUUCAGGUUUAGUUUGAGGUUUUCACAGGAAGAAAUAACACAUUGACUGAAAGAUAAUCUUUAAAUUUUUGUUAAUGUGCUACUCAGCAGUUAACUCUUUUUAUCUAGAUAUAAAAGUCCAGUCUACAGGGAUUUAGUAAAUUUCCAAUAUGUUAGUAUUAUUAUCUGUUUAAUAUCUAGUAAGUGGGUAGUCUUUUAGAAAAAAGAGUAACAUUUUCUGCUAUAUCCAAACAAAAGAAAUUCAUGUUAAGAACAUUACAAAUGUGUAAGCAUUAAUAUUUAAUAAGUUUCUGGAAGGGGUAAUUUAAUUUUAUUUCUAGUUUUCCAAGUUGUCUGUUUUAGUUUUGCAUCAGAGAAUAUAUGAUUAAAAUGUCAGCUUCAAUAAAAACAGCGACCUUGUCCAUCUUCUUCAUUUCUGAAACCCUUAGUACCUAGCAAGCAGUAGGUGCUCCAUAUUUUUUUUUUUUAAUUUCUGAGUAGGUUCAAUCACAGGGACUGUAGUGAAGAUUUUCUCUCAGAAAUGAGCAAUUUUACAACAAAAAUUUGAGAAACAAUUAAAUUUUCAAUUUCCCUUUUCUAUGAAAAACUACUGAAAAAAUUACUUCCUAGUCCAAGCUAUGAUUUUUUUAAAGAAUGAUAUUACCCCUUGAACUGUAUCCAGUUUUGACUAGAUUAUGGCUAGUUGGUUUGGAUUUACACUGCUUGUAUAAGAAUUGACAGAUGGGAAGUGCUUAAUAAAUGCUUAUUAAUGGAUAAAGGAAACAAAAUUGCAUCACUGAAAUUUCACAGUUGUCCUUACUGGGGCUAAAAUGGUCAGAAAGCAAUGAAUGACUUGACUAACAAUUGCAAAAAUUACAGAGGAGACAAAAUAGGAAUGCCUAUAAAAAUGCAAAAGAGAGAAAAAAAAAGUGUGAUCAAAGCUUUCUCUUACCAGUGGAGUGCACACACACACAUACAAAAACACACACAUAUGGUCAUUGUCUUUUAACAGAUUUCCUGGGCAGUUUCAGAAACUAUAAACAUUAAUAGAUUUUAUAUGUAAUACAAAUUGCUCUACUAGCUGUGAAUUUUCAUCUCAUUUAUAAUCUUUCAACUCUGCCAGCUUCAAGGCACAGUUUACCUUCUUCUCUGUAGUACACACAAUUCCUUUGAAGAAAGAGCUCAGAGUAAUAAGCAAUUGAAGAGAAAAUUGUUUCUAGCCUCCCAGUGUAUAGAUAACUCUAUAACAUUAUUCAUAACUGUUCAGCAUUACUCUUUAACAGAACUUGUUUUGUAUGUUUCUUGCACAUUACUUCUAUUAUAACAGCAAUCUCUAAAUAAUGAAAAAUUCACAAAAAUGCCAAGAAGAUGUGCUUUUCUGAAAGAUGGAUUUCUAAUAUCUCCAAACAGAAGAAGUUAUGGCAGAAAGGAAAAAAAAAAAAAAAAGCCUGUUUGAUUUCUAGUUU
Molecule: messenger RNA, 5315 nt
Organism: Choloepus didactylus (southern two-toed sloth)
Lineage: Eukaryota; Metazoa; Chordata; Mammalia; Pilosa; Megalonychidae
Gene: PAH
Product: phenylalanine hydroxylase
Exons: 13
Coding region: 176-1519 (447 amino acids)
Biological process (GO): L-tyrosine biosynthetic process; L-phenylalanine catabolic process
Molecular function (GO): phenylalanine 4-monooxygenase activity; iron ion binding
Source: RefSeq, a predicted model, not a curated record